Adineta ricciae is the source of this 3006-nucleotide messenger RNA. NCBI's taxonomy places the organism in Eukaryota, Metazoa, Rotifera, Eurotatoria, Adinetida, Adinetidae. The record is from the annotation of a GenBank genome assembly.
AUGAUUGUGCCAAUCUUAUGGCGUUGUUCGUUUAGUAAAGAAAGUCUAUGUCUUUCAUUUCUCAGAAUUUCGAGAAGAUCGGUCGCAAAUGCGUCACGAGCGUCAGCUGAUCAUUAUCUUCGUCAAUGUUAUUCAGUAUUGGAAGUUGAUCCAUCAUGCCGCGAUGAGACCAUUAUUCGAAAAGCAUAUCUAGCAAAAGUCAAACAGUAUCAUCCAGAUUCCCCAACGCACGAUAGUCAACUUGGUCAUACGAAGUUUAACGAAGUUCAACAAGCUUAUGAAUCAUUGACUGAAUCGUUGAAAACUGGUGAAAUACCUGUUGAACCAUCAGAAGAUGAUAUUCAUAUUAAAUUUGACAUUCGUCAUACAGCUCCUCAACAUCGUACACAUCUUGAAUACGGUGGAUUCGGUAUGGGAACGCCAAGCCAGAGACAAGCUGCGUAUUAUAAAAUGCGUGCGGAAAAAGCACACGAACGUGUCUAUGAAUAUCGUCGGGAUCGAGAAUCGAUUGAAACAAGAGAAGAAUUGAUUGAACGAAAGAAAAGAAAAGAUGUUCGAGCAACGAAUUUUAUCGAACGUUUAGUAGAAGAUCUUAUACAAGAAUCCAUGUCUCGCGGUGAUUUCAAUAACAUUCGACCGAGUGGUAAACCUUUACACGAACGUAAUCCGCACUACAUGGAUUUUACAACUUACAAAAUCAAUGAAAUUCUUAUCGAUAAUGGUUACAUGCCUGAAUGGAUUUUGAUUGAAAAGCAAAUUCGAGAAUCAAUAGAAGCCGCUCGAAUUAAUUUGAAACGUGUCUACAAAACUAUAGCUAUCGAAAACUGUCUUUCAUCUGAUGAAACUCGAAAAACCUUCUUAUCCAAUACAUCUCAAUGGACACAAGCUGUCGAUAAAUUUCGUACUGACAUCGUCGAUAUCAAUAAUAACAUCAACAAACUAAAUCUUAUUGUUCCAAUGCUAUGGCGGCAACAAGUACAUUAUAAUACAGAUCAAGAAAUCGAAAAAAUUCUUUCUCUCGCACCUGAAAAGAUCGAAUUACCGCCUUCGGAAGAAGAACUAGCAUUGAUUCAUCGAGAAGAAAUGAAUCAACGACAUCAAGAAUGGACCACUCAUGAAGCCAGUCAAAAGUAUUCAAUCGGUGAUGCUAUCAAAGAUUUUUUUAAUGCUUUUCGAAACUUCCAAAUGGACUCUUUGCUAAUGGAUAAUGCCGAUUCGAAUGGGAAUGGUCAUCAUCAAAAUAAUCUUAAUAAUAAUAAUAUUAAAUUAUCACCCAAUUCUUUUUGUGAUCGAGAUACAUUAGCAACAUUACUUCUUGGCAAUCAAAGUCCAACAUCAGCUGGUGCUCUAUCAUCAGUUGAUGAAUGGGCUGAUAGUGCUGGAGAAUUACUUGUCGAACUGGAUAAUCUUAGUAUGCUUAGUCAAAUAUGUGAUAGUGUACCAAGACUUCCACCCAAACCCAAUCGUUCUAAUGAUGAAACAAGAUCUUCGAUCAAUUCCCAACAUUCCAAACACUUAACUUUUCGAGAUAUUCUUGCUUUUUGGCAAUGUUAUGAUCAACUUUAUAUCGAACAAUAUCAGUAUGAUCGAAGAUAUUCAUCGGCUGUUAUUGAUCAAGCAGUAAAUGCAUUUGGAAUGCAAGAAUAUGAUCUACUUUCAACAACUCUUUCACAAUCGUCAUCACCACCGCGAGGAUCAUCGUCGUAUCAACGAUGUAAUUCUCAACAUGAAUACGAGCAUUUAUUCAAUGAGUUUUCUUCAGUAGCAAACGAUGAAUCAGAUGAUGCGUGUUUAUCUUCAACAACAAAUUACAACAAACCGAGUGACGUGAACAAUGCUGCGAAAUUAUCGAUUCUUUCCAAGCUUCUCCCAAUGACAACUCAUUCAUCUCCCGGAUCAACAGAUAAUGAUCUGAAUGCAUUUGUUGCUGAUCUUGACCCACGUCCUACACCAAACAUUAAUGAUAUAUUAGCGAAUUUAAAAGCUGGCCUAAUCGAAUCGAAUCUAAAUUUAACAUCGUUUGAUGAAUCUCAUCUUGAUCUUCCACGACAACGAUCAUCUCUCACACAUAAUCGUCUAAUAUCAUCAUCAAUGAUUAAUAAUAUUGCUGUACCAUCAGUAUUCAUCAAUGAAGUUGAACAUGUACGUCUUGUUGAUCUAUCGAAAAGUUUAUUAAACAAUCUUCCAUUAUCAACCAUUAAACAUUAUGCCAAACUAUUACAAUGUCCAAUUGUUAUGUGUCCCGAAUUUAUACGUGAUUUUCUCAUGCGUAACAAUCGACAAGCUAGUACCUCACGUUCGUGUUUUUGUACAACGUUAACUGACACAAAAUUAAUCUACACAGAAUUAAUUGCUGCGAAUGUGCCAUUACCAGCCAUACCAAAAGAAGAAGAAGCGUUGUUGUUAACUAAGAAACGUAAACAUGCGCCACCGAAAGGUUGGGAUGACGGAUCAAGUGAUAUGAUUAUAACUGUGCCACAAGUGAAAAAACAUAAACCAAAACUAGACUAUACAACAAUAUUACUUGAUCACGAUUAUUUAAGUGCUGAGCAAAUGGGAAAUCUAUGGCGUAGACCAUCAAAAAAACCACUUGUAACUAUUCCAUUACCAGUUUCCCUUCCAUUACCAUCAGUUGAACCUGAAGAUGAUCUUCAUUUUAUGGAAUGUUCUCCAACACCACCUGUUUCAGCAGCACCAAAUACAAAUCAAAUGUCAUUAUUAUCUUCCACAUCUAGUUCAGCACCACUCGUAGUACCUCCUCCAGCUCCUCCUCCUCCUCCUCCACCACCACCCCCAAUUCUGUUCAAACUACGCGAUUAUUUUCAUUCACAUCCACCACCGACACCACUUCCAACAUUUUAUGACGCUUAUUCAGACGAACGAUUUCUAGAGAUUACUCGACAUCCUUUGAUAAUUAUUUCUCAAACACAAUUGGACUAUUUACUAAAUUAUCUUGAUAAAGAUAUCCCUUCAACAUCACUUAGUGACAGAUACCAUUUGUAUUAG